AUGGCGGGAGGAGGGGGCUCCUGCGCGCCUGCGGGGAAGAGAUCACCAGUAUCCUUUGAGGAGGUUGCCGUGUUCUUUAUGGAGGAGGAAUGGGUUCUGCUGGAUCCCAGCCAAAGAAAGCUCUACUGGAAAGUGAUGGAGGAAAAUUACGAGACUGUGGGCUCCGUGGGAAACUACAUUUUCCAGAAGGUCUUGCAAGCACCAGAGAGGUCAACCCUGUCCGUGGUCGAUGUCCAAGGAGCGGUUUUUCCUGGAGUUCCAGAUGUGCGGGAGAUGGUGAGGGAAAAGGAAUCAGCAAGGACGGUUGUGGAAAAAAAUGAAGAUAAAUGCUUGGAAUGUGGAAAGUGCAUGUCUUGCAAUGGCAGCCUAACGAUUCAUCAAAGGGUUCACUCAGGAGAAAAACCAUAUAAAUGCCUGGAGUGUGGAAAGUCCUUCUCUCAGAAUGGCAACUUAAUUAAGCAUCAAAAGGUUCACACAGGGGAAAAGCCAUAUAAAUGCCUGGAGUGUGGAAAGUGCUUCUCUCAGAAUUCCCACCUAACUACACAUCAAAGGGUUCACACAGGUGAGAAGCCAUAUAAAUGCAAGGAGUGUGGAAAGUGCUUCUCUUGCAAUCGCAGCCUAACUACACAUCAAAGGAUUCACACAAGGGAGAAGCCAUAUGAAUGCAUGGAGUGUGGAAAGUGCUUCUCUCAGAAUGGUUACGUAACGAUACAUCAAAGACAUCACACAGGGGAGAAGCCAUAUGAAUGCUUCGAAUGUGGAAAGCGCUUCUCUCUAAAUGGCCUCCUGACUGAACAUCAAAGUGUUCACUCAGGGGAGAAGCCAUAUAAAUGCCUGGAGUGUGGAAAGGGCUUCUCUAAAAAUGGCCAUCUAACUCAACACCAAAGGCUUCACACAGGGGAGAAGCCAUAUGAAUGCCUGGAGUGUGGAAAGUGCUUCUCUCAAAAUGGCCAUCUAACUCGACAUCAAAGGGUUCACACAGGGGAGAAGCCAUAUGAAUGCCUGGAGUGUGGAAUGUGCUUCUCUUGCAAUAGCAGCCUAACUAAACAUCAAAGGGUUCACACAGGGGAGAAACCAUAUAAAUGCUUGGAGUGUGGAAAGUGCUUCUCUGUGAGUGGCAGCCUAACUAGACAUCAAAAGGUUCACACAGGGGAGAAGCCAUAUAAAUGCCUGGAGUGUGGAAAGUGCUUCCCUUACAAUAGGAGCCUAAUUUCACAUCAAAGGUUUCACACAGGGGAAAAGCCAUAUAAAUGCCUAAAGUGUGGAAAGUGCUUCUCUCAGAAUUCCCACCUAACUUCCCAUCAAAGGGUUCACACAGGCAAGAAGCCAUAUAAAUGCCUGGAGUGUGGAAAGUGCAUCUCUCACACCUGCGGGCUCCGGGUUGCCAACCUCCGGGUGGGAGCUGGAGGCCUCCCGCUGUUACAGCUGACCUCCAACCCGCAGGGACGGAUUCCCCCGGGAGAAAAGGGCCCCUUGGGCCACUGA
Euleptes europaea (tarantolino) is the source of this 1485-nucleotide messenger RNA. RefSeq names its product zinc finger protein 420-like. The record is from RefSeq and is a predicted model, not a curated record. NCBI's taxonomy places the organism in Eukaryota, Metazoa, Chordata, Lepidosauria, Squamata, Sphaerodactylidae. Gene Ontology annotation, molecular function: DNA-binding transcription factor activity; RNA polymerase II cis-regulatory region sequence-specific DNA binding. The transcript is spliced from 6 exons. Gene Ontology annotation, biological process: regulation of transcription by RNA polymerase II. Bases 1 to 1485 code for a protein of 494 amino acids.